UUCAUGACCUGGUUUGGGUCUCAGUUUAACUGUGAAUGAUUGAAGGGCCUUGUACGAGCUUUGUCUCGUGACUCUACAUUUUCAUCCUCAUUCUCGCUAGGGAUUUUCAUUUUCAUUUUGCUGGGUGAGAGCUUUCUUCACAUUUGAUUGCUGAAAUCUUUCAUUUCCUUGUUUCCUUUCUCACAUCAUCAGCCUUAACAUCUCUGCUUCUGUUCUUCAAGUUGAAUCUAAUAGCAGCCAUAUGCUUUUUCUCUCUAUUCCCCUCCAUAGCCCUUUGUCAGGUCGUUUGCAACUCUCCCCGCCCUCAUACUCAUUCUGAUCUCCUCUACUCAUUUCAUUCUCAUUUUGCCCAUAUGUCUAUGUCGCUCUGCUCCUUUGCUUGCUAAACCUUUCAAUUUCCUUGAUUUCUGUUUUUGCGACACUGAUUCCCGUAGCCAGCAGCCUGUUGUUAGUUUACUGCUGCCGUUUUUUUGGUUUUCUGUCAUCGAUCUGAUCUGUGUUCCAAAAGAGAAGAAAGGAGUAGCAAGUAGAAAAUGGAAGAAAUUGUUGCGAAGGUUGCAGCAAAAGUUUCAAAGUGCCUGGUUGUUCCAGUUAAGCGUCAGCUGGGUUAUCUGUUUAACUACCGUACCAACAUUGAGGACCUCUCUCAAGAGGUUGAGAAGCUGAGGCAUGCCAGGGAUGGGCACCAACACUCUGUGAAUGAAGCUAUUGGGAAUGGACAUAAAAUCGAGGAUUAUGUUUGCAAGUGGUUGACACGUGCUGAUGGGUUCAUACAAGACGCUUGCAAAUUCCUUGAAGAUGAGAAAGAGGCACAGAAGAGUUGUUUCAAUGGGUUGUGUCCUAAUUUGAAGUCCCGGUACCAGCUAAGCAGGGAAGCAAGGAAGAAGGCACGGGUUGCUGUUCAAAUGCAUGGAGAUGGCCAAUUUGUGAGGGUAUCAUAUCGUGCCCCUCUGCAAGAGAUAAGGUCUGCACCUUCCGAAGCUUUACGAUCAAGAGUGUUGACUUUGGAUGAAGUCAUGGAGGCCUUAAGGGAUGCCAAGAUCAACAAGAUCGGGGUAUGGGGGUUGGGCGGUGUCGGGAAGACCACGCUGGUGAAACAAGUGGCUGAACAAGCUGCUCAAGAGAAGUUAUUCGACAAGGUGGUCACGGCAGCUGUGUUACAGACUCCAGACUUAAAAAAAAUUCAAGGGGAACUUGCAGACCUGCUAGGUAUGAAAUUUGAGGAGGAGAGUGAACAGGGAAGAGCAGCUCGACUAUAUCAGAGGAUGAACAAUGAGAAGACCAUCCUCAUCAUCUUGGAUGAUAUUUGGGCGAAACUUGACUUGGAGAAAAUAGGAAUUCCUUCUCCAGAUCACCACAAAGGAUGCAAAUUAGUGCUAACUUCUAGAAAUGAACACAUCUUGUCCAAUGAGAUGGAUACUCAAAAGGAUUUUCGAGUUCAACCUUUGCAAGAAGAUGAAACAUGGAUUUUAUUUAAGAACACAGCUGGUUCCAUUGAAAAUCCAGAGUUGCAACCUAUAGCUGUUGAUGUAGCAAAAGAAUGCGCGGGUUUGCCACUUGCAAUAGUAACUGUGGCAACAGCAUUGAAAGGCGAGAAGAGUGUGUCCAUUUGGGAGGAUGCCCGGCUACAACUGAAAUCGCAAACCUCGACAAACAUAACAGGACUGACAUCAAAUGUAUACUCAAGUCUGAAGUUGAGCUACGAACACUUGAAGGGAAUUGAAGUGAAGUCAUUUUUCUUGCUUUGUGGUUUAAUUUCUCAAAAUGAUUUUCAUAUAUGGGACUUGUUGAAAUAUGGUGUGGGUCUGCGAUUAUUUCAAGGAACUAAUACAUUGGAAGAGGUGAAAAAUAGAAUAGAUACAUUGGUUAACAACCUCAAAUCCUCAAAUUUGUUACUAGAAACUGGCCAUAAUGCAGUUGUUAGAAUGCAUGAUCUUGUUCGGAGUACUGCCAGAAAAAUUGCAUCCGAUCAACAUCAUGUGUUUACACUCCAGAAUACUACUGUAAGAGUGGAAGGAUGGCCAAGGAUAGAUGAACUCCAGAAGGUCACCUGGGUAAGUCUGCAUGACUGUGAUAUUCAUGAACUUCCAGAAGGGCUGGUAUGUCCAAAACUUGAACUUUUUGGAUGUUAUGAUGUAAACACCAAUUCGGCAGUGCAAAUUCCAAACAAUUUUUUUGAAGAGAUGAAGCAACUCAAAGUAUUGCAUUUAUCUCGAAUGCAACUUCCAUCGCUGCCCUUAUCACUUCAGUGCCUUACAAAUCUUCGAACAUUGUGUUUGGAUGGAUGCAAGGUGGGAGACAUUGUUAUAAUUGCAAAGCUAAAGAAAUUAGAAAUUCUUAGCCUUAUGGAUUCUGAUAUGGAACAGUUGCCCAGAGAAAUAGCGCAGUUGACUCAUCUAAGGAUGUUAGAUUUGAGCGGUUCUUCGAAACUGAAAGUAAUUCCAUCAGAUGUCAUAUCAAGCUUGUCCCAAUUAGAGAAUUUGUGUAUGGCAAAUAGCUUUACUCAAUGGGAGGGGGAAGGAAAGAGUAAUGCUUGCCUUGCUGAGUUGAAGCAUUUGUCUCAUUUAACCUCUUUGGACAUACAAAUACCAGAUGCCAAGUUGCUGCCAAAAGACAUAGUCUUUGAUACCUUGGUGAGAUAUAGAAUAUUUGUAGGUGAUGUCUGGAGCUGGGGAGGAAUUUUUGAGGCCAAUAAUACAUUGAAGCUCAAUAAGUUCGAUACAAGCCUUCAUCUGGUGGAUGGUAUCAGCAAGUUGUUGAAGAGAACUGAAGAUCUACACUUGCGUGAAUUGUGUGGUUUUACUCAUGUUCUUUCCAAAUUAAAUAGGGAGGGUUUUCUUAAAUUAAAGCAUCUUAAUGUUGAAAGCAGCCCAGAGAUUCAAUAUAUUGCGAACUCAAUGGAUCUGACUUCAACACAUGGUGUCUUUCCUGUUAUGGAGACCUUGUCUCUCAAUCAGCUGAUUAACUUGCAAGAAGUAUGCCAUGGUCAAUUUCCAGCAGGGUCGUUUGGUUGCUUGAGAAAAGUGGAAGUGGAAGAUUGUGAUGGCUUGAAAUUUCUCUUCUCGUUGUCUGUGGCUAGAGGCCUUUCCCGACUUGUAGAAAUAAAAGUAACUAGAUGCAAGAGUAUGGUUGAGAUGGUUUCCCAAGGAAGGAAAGAAAUAAAAGAAGAUACUGUUAAUGUGCCUCUGUUCCCUGAAUUGAGACACUUGACAUUGCAGGACUUACCCAAGCUCAGUAAUUUCUGCUUUGAGGAGAACCCGGUGCACUCGAUGCCUCCAAGCACGAUUGUUGGUCCUAGUACACCACCUCUCAACCAACCGGAGAUCAGGGAUGACCAACGUCUGCUUUCCUUGGGGGGCAACCUCCGGUCUCUCAAGUUGAAGAAUUGCAAGUCACUGGUGAAACUAUUCCCACCCAGUUUGUUACAGAAUUUGCAAGUACUCACAGUGGAAAACUGCGAUAAACUGGAACAAGUAUUUGAUCUGGAUGAUGCACAUGUUGGGCUCCUCCCUAAAUUAGCAGUACUGGUUUUGAUUGAUUUACCAAAGUUGAGGCAUAUAUGCCAACUGUGGCAAUAGCAUAUUCCCUAAAUUAAUCCAUAUUUCACUGAAAUCUUUGCCCAACCUCUCAAGCUUCUCCUCUGGAUAUCAUUCCUCCCUAAGGCUUCACCAUGCAGACCUUGAUACCCCUUUCCCAGUGCUCUUUAAUGAAACGGUUGCAUUUCCUAGCUUGGAGUUUUUAAACAUCGUGGGACUGGAUAAUGUGAAAAAAAUAUGGCACAGCCAACUUCCUCAAGAUUCCUUUUCCAAACUAAAAAGGGUGAAGGUAGCAACAUGUGGAGAAUUGUUGAAUAUUUUUCCAUCUAGUAUGCUGAACAGGUUACAGAGUCUACGGUUUCUGAAAGCAGAGGAUUGUAGUUCAUUAGAAGAGGUUUUUGAUGUGGAAGGGACAAAUGUGAAUGUGAAGGAAGGUGUAACUGUCACUCAGUUGAGUCAAUUGAUUCUAAGAUCACUGCCAAAAGUUGAGAAGAUAUGGAAUGAGGAUCCCCAUGGAAUUCUCAAUUUUCAAAACUUACAAUCAAUAACGAUUGAUGAAUGUCAGAGUUUGAAAAACCUUUUUCCAGCAUCUUUAGUCAGAGAUCUUGUGCAACUCCAGGAGCUGCAUGUGUUGUGUUGUGGGAUAGAGGAAAUCGUUGCGAAGGACAAUGGAGUCGACACACAGGCUACGUUUGUAUUCCCUAAAGUAACUUCUCUCGAACUCUCCUAUCUACAUCAACUCAGGAGUUUCUACCCAGGGGCGCAUCCUUCAUGGUGGCCAUCGUUGAAACAACUGACGGUGCGUGAGUGUUAUAAAGUCAAUGUAUUUGCAUUCGAAAAUCCAACAUUCCGACAAAGACAUCAUGAGGGAAAUCUUGAUAUGCCACUUUCCUUGCUCCAACCUGUUGAGUUCCCUAAUUUGGAGGAAUUAACAUUGGAUCACAACAAAGAUACAGAAAUAUGGCCAGAGCAAUUUCCAGUGGACUCCUUUCCCAGACUAAGAGUUCUGGAUGUAUGUGAAUAUAGAGAUAUUUUGGUUGUGAUUCCUUCCUUUAUGCUUCAAAUAUUACAAAAUUUGGAAGUACUUAAAGUGGCAGGAUGUGAUUCAGUCAAAGAGGUAUUCCAACUUGAAGGACUUGACAACGAAAAUCAAGCCAAGAGGCUUGGACGGUUAAGAGAAAUAUGGUUGUGUGAUCUUCCUGAGCUGACGCAUUUGUGGAAGGAAAACUCCAAACCAGGCCUUGAUUUGCUAAGUCUCAAGAGUCUUGAAGUGCGGAAUUGUGUCCGUUUGAUAAAUUUGGUACCAUCCUCGGCAUCUUUCCAAAAUCUAGCUACUCUAGAUGUGCAGUCUUGUGGUAGUCUGAGAAGUUUGAUAUCACCCUCGGUAGCUAAAAGUCUGGUAAAACUCAAAACACUCAAAAUAGGUGGAUCACAUAUGAUGGAAGAAGUAGUUGCCAACGAAGAAGGAGAAGCAGCAGAUGAGAUUGCUUUCUGCAAAUUACAACACAUGGCACUUAAAUGUUUGUCAAACCUCACAAGCUUCAGUUCAGGGGGUUAUAUAUUCUCAUUCCCAUCCUUGGAGCAUAUGGUGUUGAAAAAAUGCCCCAAGAUGAAAAUUUUCUCUCCGGGCCUCGUAACUACACCAAGGCUAGAAAGAAUAAAAGUGGGAGAUGAUGAGUGGCAUUGGCAGGAUGAUCUAAAUACCACCAUCCAUAAUUUGUUCAUAAAUAAACACGGUAAUGUUGAGGCUGAGAUUAUGGAAUUGGGAGUUGGUUCAGCAUUAUGAUUACAUCAUGCAUUGUUCUUGGGAAUAUUACUGUUUGGCUCGAUUGAUUUCUAACCAUGUUAAUGCAAUAUGUAUCACUCUAUCUCAAUCUAUUUGGUUAUAUUUUAGGUUUACAUAGAUUUGUUGGAUUGUAUGAUAUUUUCCACAUUGUUCAUAAUUGUUGAAAUUUCUUCAUAAA
This is a messenger RNA of Vitis vinifera (wine grape), 5500 nucleotides long. RefSeq names its product probable disease resistance protein At4g27220. The transcript is spliced from 5 exons. The coding region runs from base 534 to 3578 and encodes 1014 amino acids. The record is from RefSeq and is a predicted model, not a curated record. NCBI's taxonomy places the organism in Eukaryota, Viridiplantae, Streptophyta, Magnoliopsida, Vitales, Vitaceae. Gene Ontology annotation, molecular function: ADP binding; ATP hydrolysis activity.